Diutina rugosa is the source of this 3117-nucleotide messenger RNA. RefSeq names its product AAA family ATPase peroxin 1 (gene PEX1). The coding region runs from base 1 to 3117 and encodes 1038 amino acids. Lineage: Eukaryota; Fungi; Ascomycota; Pichiomycetes; Serinales; Debaryomycetaceae. Gene Ontology annotation, cellular component: peroxisomal membrane; peroxisome; cytosol. Gene Ontology annotation, biological process: protein import into peroxisome matrix. The record is from RefSeq and is a predicted model, not a curated record. The transcript has a single exon. Gene Ontology annotation, molecular function: ATP hydrolysis activity; ATP binding.
AUGGACGGGCAUCAAGCUAAGGUGAGGACUAGCUCCCUUCGAAGCAAUUUGAUCAAUCUUCCCCUGCUGGUUUGCAACCUUUUGUUCUCCGCCAAGAUCGCCCUGCAAAAUGUCAUUGUGGAAGUAUAUUUAGCUGGCCGUGGAGCCACCCCGACCAAAAGAUACCUUGGUUGGACAGGUAUGCCUUCAAGUGACAUCUCAAGCAUUGACAUUGAUCCCCAGGUGUCUCAGCAGCUUGGUUUCAAGAAUGGCGACGACCUCAUCAUCAACAUCAAGUUGGGUUCACCUGAGGCCACCAAUAUUGCCCUCGAACCACUUACCGCUCUGGACUGGGAAUUGAUUGAGUUACACGCACAAACCAUUGAAGAUAACUUAUUGAGUCAGGCCCGUUGCGUAAGCGUUGGUCAACACCUUGUCGUCUUCCCAUCGCUGACAUCAUCAGCAAAGCUCGUAGUCACUGACAUUGGUUUAUCUGAGUCAUACGCUAAGAUCAAUCCUUAUGCUGAAAUAUCCAUUGCUCCGAAGGUACGAGAGAAGGCAGCACCGCCAGCAAAAGAGACCAAAGACAAAAAGCAGAAGGCUGAGGAUACUCCUAUAGUCCUCAAGCGAGGUAUUUCACUCCCGCACGCUCUUUUUCCAGGAGCUCUGGAUAAUAACUUUCAGGUGUUCACUGAUAAGGCUACUUUGCCACCUCAGUUUGGAUCAUUUGUUGUUGUCCAAAUUGUUCCUGGACCCGAGGAAAAGCACACUACGAAAGCACCCAAGGACGAUUCCGUUACAGUGCGAGAAAACAAGUUCAUCGUGGCACAAAUUGUUGACGUUCCAGGUCAACAACAGGUAGGUCUCUCUCAAAGACUAGCCGCUGCCCUUGGAGUGGAGUUUGAGGUAGGAUACCAAGUGGUUCUCAAGCCUGCACCACGUCCGUCACCCAAGAGGCCUACAACAGUGGUAGUUUAUCCUUAUCAAACACAAACAAAAAAGGUGCUGACCGUGAAUGCUUCUAAGGACCGUGAAGCCCGACAAAAGAUUGGUCAAGAGCUUGCUAAAUAUUUUGAGGAUAUCCAAGUGUCUAGCAUGCCAAUUACGAAUUGCACCAAAUUGGCACCAUGCCCUGGUUUGCCUCGUGGCGGGCUACUCCAAUUCAAGAAAGUUGAUGAUCCUCUGAUGUGGUUACGCCCACUUGCACCUGAGAAACUCAAGCAGUUUAAAAUUGAAGUUGCUGAGGAAGUCUUACGUCCUAGCAGUUUUAUCACUGAAACUGAGCCUUCUCAGCGGUGGUUGCAGAACAAAGUCAUGGAAACGGGCAUUGGCCUUGACAAAUGUAUUGAUUUGAUGGUUGAUACGUUCAUCGGUCUGGCAAAUGUGGGAACAUUGGUCUACGGCAAGCUGGGGGCUGGUAAGACUCUUGUUUUGAACAUGGUUGCGCAUGAGUUGGCGGAGAAACACGGCUAUUACAUUAAAUAUGUAUCAUGUGAAACUGUGAUGAAUGACAACUUCCCCACGGCGAAAACUGCUGUAUUCAAAUGGCUUCAAUCUUGUGCGUGGCACAAGCCUGCUGUGCUCAUUUUGGACAACCUUGACAAAAUUCUCUCUGCUGAACAGGAACAAGGUGAUAAUUCCAAGCUGAUCCAAUUAACCGAAUAUUUCAUCAGUCAGCUUGAGAAAAUCCAAUCACAACGCCAUCUGAAUAUCCUGGUGUUGGCACUGGCAUCAUCAAAGGAGCUGCUCAAUAAGCUUCUUUCUCAAGCUCAUGUGUUGGAAAACUUUCACCACCUCAGCCCACCGGACAAGCACAUGAGAGCAGACAUUUUAAAUGUCUAUCUCAAUAAGACUCUUGGUUGCAAGAUAAAGUUUGACAUAAUGGACAUGGUUACGGAAACUGAAGGUUACUUGGCCAAUGAUUUGAAGAUCUUGUCAGAUAGAUUAUACCAAGAGGGAUUAUACAAGUCUCAAGAUCCUCACCAAGUCGAGGUUACAAAAGCUGAUCUUGAAAGUUGCCUUAAGGGUUAUACCCCCUCCAACUUGCGUGGCGUGAAGCUCCAGAAACUGGGUACUAAUUGGUCGGACAUCGGAGGACUUCAAGAAGCUAAAAAUGUGCUUUUAGAAACCUUAGAGUGGCCGACAAAGUACGCACCGAUUUUCUCGCUGUGCCCACUUCGAUUGAGACUGGGUAUCUUACUCUAUGGUUAUCCAGGGUGCGGGAAGACUCUUUUAGCGCUGGCAGUUGCCGGCCAGUGUGGCCUCAAUUUCAUCUCCAUCAAAGGUCCAGAGAUUUUGAAUAAAUAUAUUGGUGCCUCUGAAGCGCUGGUGCGUGAAUUGUUUGAACGAGCGCAGGCUGCAAAACCUUGCAUUUUGUUCUUUGACGAGUUUGACUCGAUUGCUCCGAAGCGUGGACAUGAUUCUACUGGGGUAACGGAUCGGGUGGUGAAUCAAAUGUUGACCCAAAUGGAUGGGGCAGAGGGUUUGGAUGGUGUCUACGUUUUGGCCGCCACGUCUCGACCCGACUUGAUUGAUUCGGCUUUAUUGCGUCCAGGUCGUUUGGAUAAACUGGUGAUUUGCGACAUGCCAAAUUAUGAUGACAGACUUGAUAUAUUGCGCACUAUCACCGCUUCCAUGGAUUUGGCCGACGACGUAAAACUCGAGGAGAUUGCACAUGGCACCGAGGGUUUCUCGGGAGCCGACAUGCAGGGGUUAGGAUACAACGCUUAUCUUAAGGCUGUACAUGUCAAGUUAGCUGCGAACGAAGCCAAGGCGUCUGAACAGAAACCCAAUAAGGACAGCAACAAUUACGAAUUCUUCCAGGUGAACUCUGAGAAGCAGAGCCAAGCUAAACUACGUCCAGCAGAUAGGGUCAAGAUUGCCGGACAAAUCCAGCAGUUACUCGACAAGGAAAAUCAGGGUGAAAAUCUCAAAAACACCAAAGAAAUUGCCGAUGAUCAAGUGGUCAUAACUCAUGAAAAUUUCGUGGAACUGUUACUGGAAACCAAGCCAUCUAUUUCGGUGUCAGAGAGACGAAAGCUUCAGGGUAUUUACCAUAAGUUUGUACUGGGUCGUGACGGCAACAUGCCUGAUGGCAGUGCGAGCAACGAAAUUGGUGGACGUACGCUGUUGAUGUGA